Molecule: messenger RNA, 2377 nt
Organism: Notolabrus celidotus (New Zealand spotty)
Lineage: Eukaryota; Metazoa; Chordata; Actinopteri; Labriformes; Labridae
Gene: herpud2
Product: HERPUD family member 2
Exons: 9
Coding region: 342-1619 (425 amino acids)
Biological process (GO): endoplasmic reticulum unfolded protein response
Molecular function (GO): protein binding
Source: RefSeq, a predicted model, not a curated record
AUCAGCUGUUUAGAGGAUGGUGACGUACUUCCGGUCUCACACCCGACAUUACAACAACAAGAGAGGCGAGCUGGGACGAGGAGACGACGACCCUACAGGAGGAACCAGAAGUCCUGCUGAGAUCGUGGGAAUCAUCCACUUACCCUCACAGAUGAGGCACAUGUCGUAGAGGGGGGGAACCACAUGCCCCCUACCAGAGCAGGGACGGAUUGAGGUGUGUCUCUGAGUGCAGAAUGGAGAGGGUUUGAGGGAACUUUGUCCUCAGGUGAUUCCUGAGUUGCAACACUAAGCUCAGCUGAGCUCUAGAUUCUCCAGAGACCACCCUCCUAGUAAUAUGAGCCAUGGACUCUGGGGUCCUUGAUAGUCCUGUUACCUUGAUCAUUAAGGCCCCCAACCAGAAGUAUGAAGACCAGACCAUCAACUGCUUCCUGAACUGGACGGUGGAGAGGCUGAAGAGCCACAUCUCUAAGGUGUACCCCAGCAAACCGCUGUCCAAAGACCAGCGGCUGGUGUACUCAGGGAGGCUCCUUCAGGAUCACCUGCAGCUCAGCGAUGUGCUCAGGAAGCAGGAUGAAUACCACAUGAUGCAUCUAGUUUGUGCCUCUCACAGCCCUCCUGCCUCGCCCAUGCCUCGGAGCCCCUCCAUGGCCGGCUCCUCUGCCUCUGACUCCAGCAGGUCAGACGGCGCUGGCUCCUCCUCGCCUGCCAGCACACCAAAUCAAGACAGUCAGUCGGCCUCUUCCUCCUCCUCUUCCGCCUCCUCCUCCUCUUCUGUCCCAGGAAGUUAUGAUGGUCUGAGGUAUCGUGGUGGCUUCCCUCAGUACAACCCCCACGGCCCCUCUGCUGUCCCUCAGUGGCCCGAAGGAGCCCAGGUCCCUCUACAAGGUGGUCUCCCUGCCAACAUGCCCCCCCACCCCAUGUACAUGCCCAUGCAGAUGCUGUGGUGGCAGCAGAUGUACGCGCGCCACUACUACAUGCAAUAUCAAGCAGCAGUAGCUGCUUCUCAGCCUCCCACCACCUCCCCUCCUCCCUCUCCCGCCCCGUCCUCACCCCUUCAACCCGCCCAGCCCAACGAAGCGGUGCAGCCCCCUCUAGGACCGAACCCGGACCCCAACCCUCUACCAGAAAACCAGCCGGCCAACCCCAACAUCCAGAUGAACGCGCAGGGCGGGGCGGUGUUGAACGAUGACGAGCUGAACCGUGAUUGGCUGGAUUGGUUGUACACGGUCUCUCGGGCCGGCGUGCUGCUCAGCAUCGUUUACUUCUACUCGUCCUUUAGUCGCUUUGUCAUGGUGGUCGGCGCCAUGCUGCUCGUCUACCUGCAUCAGGCUGGUUGGUUCCCCUUUAGGUUGGAGCAGCAGAACCUCCGAGGAGGAGACCGAGCCGAAGCCCCUCAGGAGGAAGCAGAGAGACACCAGGACAUGCAGGAAAUGGAACGUCUGAUGGAUGAGGGUCUGGAGGAUGAUGACAGUGGAGAGGAAGGAGGAGGGGGACAAGCUGAUGACCAAGCUGCUGCUGCUGCUAUACCUGAACCAAGCUUCCUUACCACCGCGUGGUCCUUCAUCAGCACCUUCUUCACCUCGCUCAUCCCCGAGGGACGACCCCAAGCAGCCAACUAGGCCGGUCCUAACCCCCCUCCCCCUACCCUCCCUCUUACUUACCCCUCGUCCUCCUGCCAGCAGGUACCGCUCUACAGAAGUAUCACAAUACUCCCACCUUCAUCGUAACUGUCUUAAACAACCCCAUGUAACCCCAGAAUCAUCUUCAGACACACACACACACGGUCAAAUACCCUUUUUUCCAAGAUGGUUCAACCCCAAACCACUCAGCUACUAACCUCCUACAUGCUGCCAACAAAAGGACUGAUAUGUAAGACCGGUACUCUGAAGGGUAAGAGCAGGUGAGCAGUGAGAGUUUUGCAGGAGAAGAAGAUAAUAGUAGAAGGUAAAAGACGUGGUGUGUAAACGGAUUUAAUGCAUCAGCGGUGGAAGUGUUUUUUUUAAUUUUGUCUUCAUUUGUUGUGAAUUCAUUGAGACGUGGUGAAGAGACUCUGGAGGGAGCUGUCUUCCAAUUUAAGCAGUGAAAAAUAAAGUUGUUGAAACUUUUUACCGGCGGAUGUGGACCACGGGAAAAAAAAAAAGAGAGGAAAUCUCCUGAAAACGAAAAGGGAGACGUGUCCUUAACAAACCAUGAGAAACCACAUCCCCACAGACAUUUUCAUGUAUGCACACGACGUGCAUAUUGACAUUGCAGCUACUGAAGCACAUUGUUUUCCCACUUUGUGUAUUUAAACAUUAUCUAUUUACACAUGUAAGUAUAUGCAUCUUUAACUCCUGAAUAUAAGCUUUUUUUGGAAUAAAAUCUUGCUGCGGUUUGA